UAUCAUCACAAAAUCACAUCUCUUCCUUGAUCAUAGAAGCUGAAAGAGAGAAAGAUUUCCAUCUCAUUCUUCAGAAAAUGAAGAAUCAGAUACUUGACAAGUCAUUGGAGUUCCAAUGAAAUCAGCAUUGUAUCAAAUUGAGAGAACGCCAAGACGAUACUUACCAGACGCAGCUGGCCAGUACCGUAUUCCACCAGCUGCUGAAGGGUCUAACAAAUUUAUAAAAGGCAAAGGAAAUUUGAUGAAAAAACUUGGGAAGAAAGCUGAUACUUUCGCACAUGGAGUCAGGGAACAUGUGAGAUCGGGACCAAAGAUCAGUGAAACUCUGAAGAGAAAGUUUAGUUUGGGAGAAAGAAUUCUUCAAGUUGGAGGGAUGGAUAAGAUAUUCAAACAAUUAUUUAGUAUCAAAGAAGGAGAGAUGCUGUUGAAGGCAUGCCAAUGCUAUUUAUCAACAACAGCAGGUCCUAUAGCUGGUUUACUUUUCAUCUCAUCUCAAAAGGUUGCCUUUUGCAGUGACAGAGCGAUCAAGAUCCCGAAUGGCGAAUUCCUCAGAGUCCAUUACAAGGUUUUGAUUCCACUUGAGAAAAUAAAGGUGCUUAAUGAGAGCGAAAACAUGAAGAAACCAUCACAGAAGUACAUGGAGAUUGUGACGGUAGAUGAUUUCGAGUUCUCGUUUAUGGGGUUCUUGAAUUACCAGAAAGCUUUCAAAUACCUUCAGCAAGCAAUCUCCCAAAGACUAAUGCAUGAUGUACUACAAGUCACUUUCUAGGUGGCUUAC
This is a messenger RNA of Hibiscus syriacus, 778 nucleotides long. RefSeq names its product putative GEM-like protein 8. The transcript has 3 exons. Lineage: Eukaryota; Viridiplantae; Streptophyta; Magnoliopsida; Malvales; Malvaceae. The coding region runs from base 116 to 769 and encodes 217 amino acids. The record is from RefSeq and is a predicted model, not a curated record.